CCAGCGCGCCCAGAACUGCGCCGGCGGCGCCCAGAGGGCUGGAGGACGCGGCGACCGGGUUCCGCGGCUCGCACCGCGGCCUCACGCGGAACUUUUUAUCGCCUUUGGGUUCCAGAUGUGAGACUUGGGACUGGUUUAUAAAUACGUCCGUACAUAUGUGUGAGCUAAUAAAACAUUUUCUCUUCUUGAAGCGGGAGCGUUUUUACGACAGCUCCUUGAUGUCAGAGCCACUUGCCGCCUUCUUUGGGUUAUAAACUUUUGAUGCCAGACCGCUGCAGAACGUGCCCAACUGAAUCUUAAAGUAGCAUCUUGAAGAGAGAGGCAGAGAAAGCGCAAUCUGUGACCUUCCUCCUUGCACCUUCCUUCCUCCUCGCCCUCCCUCUUCCCUGGGGAGCAUCGAGAAAGCUCUUCCUGGAUCGGGAGGGGGCAUCUGGUUCCGCUGGGCUGGAACGCUGAGGCAGGACCCGGGAAGAAUUAUUAGACUCUGGAGAGCCCGACUCGCCGCCCUCGCCCCUCGGCUCCCGCCGCGCGCUCUUCCCUUCCUCCCCACGCCACUUCCUGAGACCGGCUGGUGCGCGCACGGGGCGGGGGACCAGGACCUGCCGCGGCCGCCGAGUUCUGGGAAGUUGUGGCAGUCGAGGAUGGGGGUCUGUGGGUACCUGUUCCUGCCCUGGAAGUGCCUCGUGGUCGUGUCUCUCAGGCUGCUGUUCCUUGUACCCACAGGAGUGCCCGUGCGGAGCGGAGAUGCCACUUUCCCCAAAGCGAUGGACAACGUGACGGUCCGGCAGGGGGAGAGCGCCACCCUCAGGUGUACCAUAGAUGAUCGGGUCACUCGGGUAGCCUGGCUAAAUCGCAGCACAAUCCUCUAUGCUGGGAAUGACAAGUGGUCCAUAGACCCUCGUGUGAUCAUCCUGGUCAACACACCAACCCAGUACAGCAUCAUGAUCCAAAACGUGGAUGUGUAUGACGAAGGUCCGUACACCUGCUCUGUGCAGACAGACAAUCAUCCCAAAACUUCUCGGGUUCACCUCAUAGUGCAAGUCCCUCCACAGAUCAUGAACAUCUCCUCAGAUGUCACUGUGAAUGAGGGAAGCAGCGUGACCUUGCUGUGUCUUGCUAUUGGCAGGCCAGAGCCAACUGUGACGUGGAGACACCUGUCAGUCAAGGAAGGCCAGGGCUUUGUGAGUGAAGACGAAUACCUGGAAAUCUCUGACAUCAAGCGUGACCAGUCCGGGGAGUAUGAAUGCAGUGCCCUGAAUGAUGUCGCUGCGCCAGAUGUGCGGAAAGUAAAGAUCACUGUCAACUACCCUCCCUAUAUCUCAAAAGCCAGGAAUACUGGUGUCUCCGUGGGUCAGAAGGGCAUCCUGAGCUGUGAGGCCUCUGCAGUUCCCAUGGCUGAGUUCCAGUGGUUCAAGGAAGAUACCAGGUUAGCCACUGGCCUGGAUGGAGUGAGGAUUGAGAACAAAGGCCGCAUAUCCACUCUGACUUUCUUCAAUGUCUCAGAGAAGGACUAUGGAAACUAUACCUGCGUGGCCACCAACACGCUUGGAAACACCAAUGCCAGCAUUACAUUGUAUGAAAUAAGCCCCUCAUCAGCAGUGGCAGGGCCUGGAGCAGUCAUUGAUGGUGUAAACUCGGCCUCUAGAGCGCUGGCUUGUCUCUGGCUCUCAGGGACCCUCUUUGCUCACUUCUUCAUCAAGUUUUGAUAAGAAACCAUAGUUCCUCUGAGCAACGUCUGCUUCUCCAUAUCACAGACUUUAAUCUACACUGCGGAGGGCAAACCAGUUUGGUCUUUUGUUUCUUUCUGUUCUCCUUGAUUUUUGGGGGGGUAUUUGGAUUUUGAGUUUUUUCCGGUUGGAAUUAGUAGGGUUGGGGGGAGGGGUGGGCAGUGUUCUACCAUGUGUAGGAUAAUCAUUCAUUCACUGGUGUGUCCAAAAAUGGAAUCUGCUCCUGCUACCUUGGCCCUUCCUUUUCCUCUACUUCUCUUCCUAUUAUCAUUACCACCGAUCUACACACACUCACAUACACACACCCCAAACCAUAAGUUCCAUACGGGCAGAAAAAUGUGUUUCAUGACAAACAACCUGAAGACACAAGUUACUCAUAAUGUGCACAGCAAGAGUCACAUCCAUGUGUCCUAUUUUCUGUGUCUUUUAAGCUUUUAUUCAUUUUCCCGAAUGUAAUGUACAUCUCUUUUCUUCCAUGUUUAUUACCUAAUUUUAUAAGGGUUCACAUAUUUUAUAGUUACCUCACUAUACUAUAUGUGUAUGCACAUACAUAUAUAAAAUCUUGCCAUCUUCGCCAGCCACUCUGUCCUAUUCAUUUCUUCCACUGACUGCGGGGAUUAGAGGAUUGGGCUGUGCAUGCAACCCACAACUAAAAAUUUAGAAAAACAAAAACAAAAAGGGGAGAAGCAUAUUAAGAAUAGUACUUCUCUUUUAAAAAUGCUGGGCAACUCAUAAAAAUGAUAAAUAGAUGGAUGGUUAUUUAGGUUUUAUCAAGCUAUCUAUCAAAGUAAUCAUGUGAUUAUGCAUCGACUCAAUUGUCUGAUUUAUUUCUACAUCCAAUUAUCUACCCACCUGUCUUUCUAACAGUCUCUUUAGUGUUUAUCAAUCUAUCAAUGUAAUUAUCUAACAUUUCUUUCUAUUUCUCUCCUUGAUACUCAUUACCAAUUCAUCAUCAUAUUAAUCUCUAAUCAUGUUGUGUGUAUCUAUCCCAUUAUUUUCAUUUCUUCUCUACCAUCAGUAGACAUUGGCAUCUUCAAAAUUGCAUAUCAACAUCUCAUAUGAAAGCCAAUGAUCUCACAGGCUAACAACACAGAAAAGCAAUACCCUGUGUCGUUGACUCUGGAAUAUGGUAACCCAUCCACCCAGAUUAGAUGCUGUUACCAGACGGACCAAAGUAGCAAUAUAAAUAUCAGUCACUCACUGUUUCCAGAGGAGACUGUUUCCUGAAACCGCGAGAAGACCAUUAGCCCUGGAGAAGCCUCGAUGAGCACUGAAUUUCUUCUUGCAUAAUUGAAGGAUUAAGGUACCAAGCUCUAUGCUUCUAUCAGCCUUUCAUGAAAGCACAUGUCAGGAGAAUACAGGACCUUCUUCAAUGCUGGCUUUCCUCACUAGAGAGAAAGUGAAAGAAAACACCUCUCUUUUUGCAAUGUAAAAACGGCAGUCCAUGCUCCCAAGUGCAAUGACUACAGCUAAGCAGCUCUAUUCUGCUCCAGUUCUGGUUUGAUCUGUUUGAAAACUACCCAGUAAAAAGCUGAUAGAGGCCAAUUACAUGGCGGGUGUGUUGACAACUGUGGUAUUUGUUUCAGAAAGCUCUUCUGAGCUGAGGGCACUUGAGCAACUGACUUAAUUUCCAAGCACUUGAUUAACACAACACUGCAAACAGAAGGGGAAAAGUGUAAGUGACACAAUUUCCUCUGAUGCAAGCUGCUUCUCAAGGGGCUUUGGGAAGGAAUGUCCCCAGCUUCUUAGGUUCAAAACAGAUCUGGCUUAAAAAGAGGCGUGGACACAGUCUUUCUGCAUGGUCUCCUGGGACAAGAAGGACUCAAUCAGCAAGGGAGCAGGGAUUCAGAGAAGCAGCAGUGGAAGCUGCACUGUGUUGUGCUGCAGAGAGUUCCCUGCUGAAGGAUGAGAAUAAAGUACAAUAGUGAUAUUCCUACAGACCUACCCUGCCUUCGCUGGAAAGCCUUUCAGGUCCACAUUCUAAGAAAUAAUAAAUACAAGCUCCAUAGAGUUCUAUUUCCUUGAUGCUUAAGUGUUCUUCCUUCAGUAUAAGUGGCCUUUCUGUGUUUGUCACUAUUGCAACAUGAACAUAACAUGACAGCUGCGGUGUCGAAAUAUACAUAUUCAUAUAUAUAUAUAUAUAUAUAUAUAUAUAUAUAUAUAUAUGCCCAGGCUAUUUUGUCAAACAAAAAGUUAGGCAUUGUCAUUAGAGGUAGAAUUGAUGUGGACAAAAUCAAUAGUAUACUUGCCAGCUGUGAAUGGACAUCUGCAUUACCUAGUGUACUGCUGAGGAGCAAGAUUCGGGGAACAUAAUUGAUGUGCCAAAAUCAAGUGGCAGACAUGAGCAGGAGCAUGCACCAAGUCAGAAUUUAAGGUUGGGCAUAAAUGUUUCAGAUCUAUCAAAACACUCAACAUCUGGAGUUGAGUUGGUUUCAGAAAUUGCAUGAGAAGUAAAUGCAUCAUUUGAAGGUUCCACUGAUACUAAGUUUGUUACUUUGAAAUAAGGUAAAUGUGGAGGCUGCAUGAUGAUGGGGAACAUGGUGCUUGAAACGGACAAGUUGUGCCUGUUUCUCACUCCAAGAUGCAUUCUAAAGUAAGGGGGUUGUCCUCCUUUGGGCAACCAGAUCAUCAAAACCUUGCAAACCCCACAAGGCUGGUCUCAGGGUCACUAAGGAUGGAACUGUGCUCUGUCCCCUUCCACUAGAUGCUAGGAAGCAUCUCUGGUGAUUACCUAUUCCUGUCAUGAUUCAGAGAGAAAAGCAUGCUACGGUCAGCCUCCCCUUGUUUGGGAUACAGCAAAUCAAGUGUAUAAAACCCAAGAAGAGUGGGAUACUGGGCAUGCAAGGGACUCUUCUUCACAACAGACAUAUUCCAGGUUCUGUGUCAUUUGAGUGACUUUGGUGGGGACGGCUCCAUAUGACAGUAGCUGUUACCCAACAUCUUGAAGCAAACAGAAGAGCAAAUGUUUAUUAAAGACAACAUCCACACUUACAUAUGCUUUUCCAGCAGUACACAUGGAGGGUGGGUGGAUAAGGCCUGCUGGACAGAUUUUUUCAGGGUGUCAACGGUGGGGGCAGGGCGGGGGUACAGGCAGGAAAGAGAAAUAAGUCUGAGCAACCUGGAGCUCGCUGUGAGUUUUUCACAUGGGUAGAAAACCAAAUAAGGCUGAGGUGAGAGGAAUUCAGCAACAUGGCAGUUAUUCCGAAGCCCUUCCCCUUCUCGAGACAGAGUUCAUAUGUAUUCCACCAAAGUAACGCCAAUGAAAGUGCUAGUGUUAAGGCUUCAACCAAGCUUGUUAUUUCCCUAGUUUAAUGUCAAGUGCCUGAUACAGUCAUCUGCAAGUCUAAACAAGUGUAUUUAGUUUUUCUCAUUCUUGUUUUAAUUGAGGAGGGUGGAGAUGGAGGGGAGUGGUUGUGAAAACAUGCACACAUUUUAUGCACAGAGUAGUGCACCUGUCUUUGACUGUAACUGUGCUCAGUUGAACAGAAGGAAAGAGAAGGCUUUGGGUAGCAGAGGUGCCUGGGCAUCUUCCUCUGAAAUCCACUCCUCUUCACAUGUUGGUUAGUUAGUUCACACAACCUCAUGUGAAGUGUGCUUAAAGUCUCUAGUAGUCACACACCAGGGGCUGAGUUUGAGCAUCUGUUUCUGUAGCAAUCCGGUUAGCAUAUUCUCAACAAAGAUCAGUUAGCAAGUUCUACUUAUAUUGGAAGAACUAUUACACUGAAGGAGCAGAGAACCCCUAAGUGGGCAGCUGAUCCCAUAGACAGUCCAUUAUAGCCCUUGCCUCAGGAGCAGCUAGAAACCGAAUCCGGUUUGACUAAGUACUGAUGGUUGAUGCUUCUGGUCCAGUGGUCACAUCUUCUCUGUUAUUGUAUGUGGCUGUCACCAGUCGCAUCAUAGAAGGAGGAAUGGAGGAUGGUUUAAGAUGAGGGGAGAUCUGGUGAAGGGGGUGUCUUCCCCAGUUGACCCUGAGUUCUCACCAGGGCAAGAAAAAUCCACUUUGCAAUACCUAGAAGCAGCCAAAAAAAAGUUUAGUUUCUUAGGGGAAGCAACAUAAAACUUUUUGUUGGAAAAAUGCAUUUUAUUUUCUUUCUUCUCCAGCAGCAAGAACUUUUGUUUAUGUUUUGCACAAUCCCUAUUCCUCAUAUCCACUUGCUUCCUGUCCUAUUAUGCAAGGAUUCCCUGUCUCUUUCUUUUAAAACAAAUAUGUUUGAGUAGUUACAGUAAAACUUCACAGGUGUACAAGUAGGAAGACAAUGUUUUUAUAAAGAUAUCAUAUGAUGAGAACUCUUAAUGAUCAUUAAAAGCAAACAAAUAAAAAUGCCAGUCUCAUUUCCCUCAUUUCUUACUUAAGAGAAGAGAAGUAAAUGAAAGGAGGAAGAAAUAGAUUUGCAAUUAAAAGAUGUGGCAACACGAUAUAGCUGAUCCAGUGCAAUUUAGCCUUCAGGUGCAGAACACUUGGAGUCCAAAGGAAAGUGGAGUGGACUUAAUUAGAUGCAAUUGUCUUCAUCCUGAAACUAGUCAGCUAAGCCUAAUUUCCAGCAGUUUGAAAGAGAUUCCUUUUUGUUUCUUUCAGCGGUGCCCUUUCAAGGCACAUAGUUGUUCCACACCACUAGGUGAAUAAAGAAAGAUUGUGACCCCUGUACCACACUGGUGGGGCUGCAUCCUAUGUUAUUUGGCAGAUUUAUAAGGAUAUCAGUAAUAACAAUGAUAAGUAAUAAUAGCUGCCCUUGUGUUAGUUAAAGGGAGCAUUUUUAAUCAUUUCAGAAAUUUUUGUGACACGUAAAGUGCAGUUGUGAGGAAUGUGUGGGUGUACAAAAAUGUAUCUGUCAAGUUCAGAGUCCUCUAGAUUAAAAAAUAUAUAUAUGACUUAUCAAUGGUGCCGUUAUAGCUGUGUCAAACAAUGGGUGUGCCCAUUUUCACAAUUACCCUUCAAACAAAUCUAUGUUCAAAUGCUUUAAAAUUUAUCACACAAUACAAGAGUAUGACUUUGUCAGCCUUCUAGAGUUAUUUUUCUUUUUCUUUUUUCUUAUUUUUUCCUUCAAAAUUUAAUGAAGACUUGAUUUCUGUCAAUAAUUGUAUUAAGGGUGAAUAUACUACCUGAAUUUUGUGCAUGUUACAUUGUAGUUGUAACCUUUUCUAAUUCGGGAUGAAUACAAGAUGGUUGUGAUUGUGCAGUGUAUCAAUAAAGUUUGAAGAAGUUUGUAACUUUUA
Heterocephalus glaber (naked mole-rat) is the source of this 6941-nucleotide messenger RNA. It is a transcript of the gene Opcml, whose product is annotated as opioid binding protein/cell adhesion molecule like. Lineage: Eukaryota; Metazoa; Chordata; Mammalia; Rodentia; Bathyergidae. The record is from RefSeq and is a predicted model, not a curated record.